Molecule: messenger RNA, 798 nt
Organism: Alternaria postmessia
Lineage: Eukaryota; Fungi; Ascomycota; Dothideomycetes; Pleosporales; Pleosporaceae
Exons: 3
Coding region: 1-798 (265 amino acids)
Cellular component (GO): endoplasmic reticulum membrane; endoplasmic reticulum
Source: RefSeq, a predicted model, not a curated record
AUGGUCAAUUGGAAGUUUUCAUCUCUACUCUUGCUCUCCCUACGAGCUCUCGGCACCGUUGCUGAGCCCGCAAAGCAAGCAGUCGACGAGCCUCAAACUCCCAACCUCAAUGUCGCCGUCUCCGUGUCCUUCCCCCAGUCUGAGAUCUUUGGCGUCAAGCUCAUCAACGGCCAGCCCACGCAGGCGCGUCUGUCCGUGGUCAACAAUGAGCCCGCUCCUGUCGGCGUCACCAUUGUCGGUGGCUCGCUGAUCCAGGAAGUUGCAGGACAAUCCCAGAUCCUUCGCAACCUCACCCGCCAGCGCUACUCGAUCCAAAUUCCUGCUGGCGCCAACGAGACAAUUCCUUACAGCUUCACGACAGAAAUGCACCCUCAGAACCUUCGUCUUCAGCUCGUGACUGUGCUGAAGGAUAGCAAGAAUAACCUCAUCACCGUUCCGGUCUACAACGAGACUGUCAGCAUUGUUGAGGCACCUACCAGCUUCUUUGACCCUCAGAUUAUCUUCCUAUACCUCGUUCUCCUCGGCGCGUUCGGUGGAACUGUCUACUUUGUCUACAACACCUGGAUCUCUACCUUCUUUCCCCAGAAGAAGGGCCGCGGCAAGGGUGGCGAGCGCGCUAAGAUGUCCUCAGGCCAGAGCAAGAAGGUCGAUCCCGCCGACCAGGUUGCUGUCGUCGGCGCUGAUGGCCCCGCUGUUACUUCAGGUGCAAAGGCCUACGAUGAGAGCUGGAUCCCCGCCUCCCACCUCCAGCGCCCAGAAGCCAAGCGCGUCCGCAGCGGUGCGAAGCCCCGAGCUUAG